Molecule: messenger RNA, 177 nt
Organism: Cokeromyces recurvatus
Lineage: Eukaryota; Fungi; Mucoromycota; Mucoromycetes; Mucorales; Mucoraceae
Exons: 1
Biological process (GO): sexual reproduction
Cellular component (GO): Tec1p-Ste12p-Dig1p complex; Ste12p-Dig1p-Dig2p complex; nucleus
Molecular function (GO): DNA-binding transcription factor activity
Source: RefSeq, a predicted model, not a curated record
AAAAUUCAUAUAUGUCCUUUAUCGGAAUGUCAACGUCAAUUUAAACGCUUUGAACAUCUUAAAAGACAUAUGAAGGUUCAUACUUUGGAAAGACCAUUUAGUUGUUCUUAUCCUGGUUGUCAAAAAAAUUUUUCUCGAUCUGAUAAUUUAUCACAGCAUAUAAAAACUCACGAAAAA